Molecule: messenger RNA, 1292 nt
Organism: Magallana angulata
Lineage: Eukaryota; Metazoa; Mollusca; Bivalvia; Ostreida; Ostreidae
Exons: 2
Coding region: 132-932 (266 amino acids)
Molecular function (GO): protein binding
Source: RefSeq, a predicted model, not a curated record
UAUUUUCAGGUGACUUGUAAACAUUUGAUAACUAUAUAACCCAAGAAAUUAAAUACCAAUGGUAUACACAAAUAAAAGGUGUAAUUCAUUACAUUCUACAAACGCUUGCCGCGCUCAGCUACCGGGACGAUAUGAGUAGUGUAAGCUCAGCCAUGCCCGCUAGAAAAGGCAUCCUGGGGACCCCUCUGUCCCUCAGACAAAGCGAUGACAAGUUGUCUGCCGUCACCAGCAGCCGGGACUUCGAGAAGCUGCGUCCCCAGGGCGAGGAGAAAAAUCCUGUCCCUUUCGUGCAUGAGGAUGGAUUUUCGGAUAUUGUGUUGGUCGUGGAAGGGAAACGUCUCUACACGUCUCGGAGUUUGCUGUGCAUGUCUUCCCCCGUGCUCGCCAGGAUGUUGGCGUCCCCGGAACAGAAGGACCAGCGGGAAUUCCCCCUGCAGGGAAAGUCCUACGACACCAUCCACGAGCUCCUGUACAUCCUACAUCCAGCCUACCAACGAAAGGUCACAGAUCAAACAGCUUUCCAAAUACUACCUAUAGCAGAGGAGUAUCAGAUAUGGAAUCUGAAGCAGCGAUGUGAGGAGAUUCUUCUCAACUCAUUAAAUAUGGAGAAGUCUGUCAAAGAUGACCAGUUACUUCGUUGUCUUCAGAUAUCUGACACUUACAAGCUUUUUGCACUUUGGACAAAAUGUUUACAGCUUUGUGCCAAACCAAAUGUUAACCUCGCAACACUGCAGCGCAACCCAGAGUAUGAGCACAUAUCAAGGUUCCUGAAAAGCAUGCUAGAGGCCUUUAAAACUGGCGUUAGUGAAACGCAUCGGUCACACAAUGACGGUAGUCACGUGGUUGUUCCCAGACGUGGGAGCACAACGCUGAUUGAUGAAACAAACGUUCGAAAGACCUUUGUUACUAGUCACACCCAGACAAAAUUUUAAAAUGAUUGAAAAACUGUCUAGUCAUUCAUCAUAUUCGUAGUAUGGAAUUCAGUUCGCCUUUCAUACACUCCAAGUGUUGGAAAGAAUAGACGCAUCGGACAGGUUGACAUAUGAACAUUAGGUCUUCAAUGGAAGAUUUUAUAGGACUGUAAGCCAUGGAAUAUAUUGUGCAAACAUCCAAUAUAAUCUCGGUACUUGUUUCAAACACCAUCACUGAUCUGUUAAAAUCCAGAUUUUAAGUCAGGCACAUUCUUGCAAAGUAUAUUUGGGGUCCGUAUUGUUUGUUGUAACUAAAGUAUGAACUGAGAAUAUCCAUGAUUUUAUAUACACAUUUUAUUGUAAUAAAUCAUAUCACAAUUA